CCCAUGGAGCCGGCCGAGGUGGAGUUCCUGGCCGAAAAGGAGCUGGUGACGAUCGUGCCCAACUUCAGCCUGGACCGGAUUCACCUGAUUGGGGGAGAUCUGGGUCCCUUCAAUCCUGGUUUGCCAGUGGAAGUGCCUGUGUGGUUGGCCAUAAAUCUGAAGCAGAGGCAGAAGUGUCGGCUCAUUCCCCCAGAAUGGAUGGAUGUUGGGAAACUGGAGGAAAUCCGGGAUCAGGAGCGGAAAGAGGACACCUUCACUCCUAUGCCCAGUCCCUACUACAUGGAGCUCACCAAGCUGCUGCUGAACUAUGCCUCUGACAACAUCCCCAGAGCAGACGAGAUCCGGACUCUGGUGAAGGACACGUGGGACACACGCGUGGCCAAGCUGCGCCUCUCCGCCGACAGCUUCGUGCGGCAGCAGGAGGCUCACGCCAAGCUGGAUAAUUUAACCCUGAUGGAGAUCAACACCACCGGGACUUUCCUUACCCAAGCUUUGGAUCACAUGUACAAGCUCCGGACUAACCUCCAGCCUGGGGAGAGCUCCCACUCCCAGGAUUUCUGACCUGGAGCUGGGCAGGAGCUGCUUCAUCUGAGCAGCUCCCACCUCCCUGCAAGGACCUCCCAGCCCUCAAAUCUCCUCUCGGGGCCGGGUGGGAAUUGCUCCAGAGCUGCUGGAGCAUCACCAGAGCCUCAGUGCAGGCAGUGACUCGCUGGGCGGAUCUCUCGGGUUGUACUUCAGAGAGGGAACUUCUGAGGGCAGCACAGGCCACACACUGCCUUGAAAGCCAUAAAUUUCAAGGCGGUGCUUCCAUGGAUUUUCUCAGAGCCUUGGGGAAAAAAGGAAAAAAAAAAAAAAAAAAAAAGAAGAUGUGCUGGCAAUGAGGUGUCUGCUGGGGAGAUCAGCUGGGAAGCAGAUCCAUCUGCUCUUUGGAGAAGGACAAAAGAAAAUGGUUUUCCCUCUCCAAUACCAGGAUAUCAUCUAUCUAUUUUUGUAAUAUUUGGGGGUUUAAUCCAAAACUUGUCUGUAAAAAAAAAAAAGAAAGAUAAUAAAAAAAAAAAAUCGCCGCUGAAGAAUGGCAUCAAAUUAAUCCUGGGCUGUUUCACACACAAUGCUUGGGAAAUCCUGCAGCUCUCCUUUGGCUCUGGCCCUGUUUCCCUGCAGAGGAGCGACAGGCAAGGGCAGGAUCCGGGCAGGGUCAAAAUGCAGUCCAGGACAGGAUCAAGGUGGGAUCAGAAUA
Molecule: messenger RNA, 1237 nt
Organism: Cinclus cinclus
Lineage: Eukaryota; Metazoa; Chordata; Aves; Passeriformes; Cinclidae
Gene: GINS2
Product: GINS complex subunit 2
Exons: 5
Coding region: 4-561 (185 amino acids)
Biological process (GO): DNA replication; double-strand break repair via break-induced replication
Cellular component (GO): nucleus; GINS complex
Source: RefSeq, a predicted model, not a curated record